Molecule: messenger RNA, 813 nt
Organism: Colletotrichum paranaense
Lineage: Eukaryota; Fungi; Ascomycota; Sordariomycetes; Glomerellales; Glomerellaceae
Product: YEATS family protein
Exons: 2
Coding region: 1-813 (270 amino acids)
Biological process (GO): regulation of DNA-templated transcription
Source: RefSeq, a predicted model, not a curated record
AUGGCGCCGCCCAGCAGCCUCGGCAAACGCGUAAAGGGUACACAGAUUAAACGACCCUUCAUUUACGGCACGACCGCCCGACCCUUCGACCCCGAAUCCAACCCCAAGCCGGAAGGCGUACCGGCAGAUCACACCCAUUCAUGGGAGGUCUUUGUCAAGGCCAUCGACGAUAUCGACAUCACGUACUGGAUUCGGAGAGUGCAGUUCAAGCUACACGAGUCCAUUCCUAACCACGUUCGCAUGAUCGACGGCGAACCGGGCAAACCGUUCCUUAUCCAAGAAACCGGAUGGGGAGAGUUUGAAAUCACCAUCAAGAUCUACUACGCGACCGAGUCGGGAGAGAAACCUCAGACGCUGUACCACAACCUGCGUCUUCACCCAUACGGACGGACCGACGCCGAGAAGGAGCAGAUGCUGCGACAGAACGACGGCGAGAUCCGCGCUUGGGCCUACGACGAACAGCUUUUCAACGAGCCGUACGAAGCCUUUUACGAAGUGCUCACCUCCGGUGCUCAUCCCAAGGGCCACACAGUUGGCAAAGGAGGCAAAGGCAAGAACAAACCGAUCCCGGCCUUGCCAGAGAAGACAUCAAACGUCCAGGUGGCGUGGGAGCGCAGCGCACUGCUGCCCGCCGUCAACAAGCCUGGCCAGCCGUUCAGUCUCGAGACCGAGCAGAUCGAGGUCAAGAAGCUCAAGGAGGCCGAGACCACGGCCAAGGGAAUGGCCAAGCAGCAGCUGGAGAUUCUCAAGGAGAAGGAGGCCCAGCUGGCUGCGCUAAAAGCAGAGAACGCUGCUGCUGCUACGGCCGGUUAG